AACUUCUUCGAAAACGUGCAGGCCGCCCUUGACUCGGGUGUUCGACCGGAGGCCAUAAGCUACCAGUUUGCCUUUCAGAAACACGAACUGCAGAAGAUUCUCAAAGAGUAUCCAGGAAAGGAGGUCAAGAAGGGUUUGGAAAGCCUGAGGAGGCGAGUGGAGAAAAAUCUAUCAGAGGAGAGCAAUCUGUUUUUGGUUGUCUGGAGAUCGAUCCAGGGUGAAAUCACUCGGCAGUGUACGUACUAUGAAGACUUGAUUAAGCGCUGCUACGCAGAUUCCGGGCUGGCUCUCGACUUUACGAUCUCCGAUUUGCAAAACUACUUCAGCGAGAUUGCAGGCGCCCCCAAACGCCACGCUCUGGGUGACGUUCUCCGUUCCUAG
This is a messenger RNA of Dibothriocephalus latus, 381 nucleotides long. Lineage: Eukaryota; Metazoa; Platyhelminthes; Cestoda; Diphyllobothriidea; Diphyllobothriidae. The record is from the annotation of a GenBank genome assembly.